GAUUUUGGGCGCAUGAUGAAGUCGUCGUUGCGCGGGUACACGUCCAAGGUGGUCCAUGACCUGCUCUGGGCCAUGGCAAGCCCUCACCUGCUGUCCGAAGAGAUGGGCGUCUUGCCUGCGUCCAUGGCCGACGACGUCCUCGCGCAACCGUCGACGCUCGCGUGGCUCGCGGCCCUCGACGCCGACCCGGCGCCGCUCGUGGCCUUUCUCUUCCAGAAGCGCCGUGAUGCCAACUCGCUUGCCCUUGGCGUCUACUACGCCGGCCUCCUCGAGUACUGGCUGCGCUUUUGCCCGGCGUGGCGCGUCGAGAGCCUCGCGGUCGGGCAGCAGCUCGUGUGCAACGAGAAGCAUGCGAUGCAAACCGUCGGGCAGCUCAAGUUUGUGUUUCGCCAAGCAGGCGCGCAGCCCAUGCACUGGGAAGCGUCCAUCAAGUACUUCUUGCUCUGCCAUGGCCCGCCGUACCAGCUCGAGCACUUUGUCGGGCCGCACUUGGGCGAAAACCUCGCGUGGCGAGCGAUCGAGAUCGAGCGCAAGCUGAGCAUGAGCAAGGGCGAAGCCGUGCGUCGCUGGAUGGCGGCGCAUUUCGAGCUCCCACAAGCUUCGAUGGCACCCACCUCGUACAUGGUACUCAAAGGCGCGCUUUUUUAUCCGCUCACGGCGCUGUCAUCUACUUACGACAUUCGCAAUAUUCCGCUGUGCACGGGUCUGGCCGUCGACCACCGACGUGGGUGGUGGACAUCCGCGCCAGCCUCCGACCUCCCGCGGACGACAUGCUCAAAGCAUGCCUUUGCGAUCCUCCCCAAGAUGCGCUGGCUCGCGCCUGUCGUCGCCUUCCGUGACAAGGACGGGUCGCUCUACCUGCCGAGCGACGAUCGCAUGGGCCUCGAUCGCGUCGAUCUUCUCUCGGUGCACCAACUCUUAACCCAUCUCGCUGCCCACUUUGACACGUCGGAGAACGCAGUGCUCGUCGCUGAAGUUGACGGCUCCGGCGACGAAGUCUCGCGCGGGUUCGUGAUGGAUCCAAGAUUUGACCCGUCGCCGCUCAUGGCCAACGCGCUUCGGUACAAGCGCCGGAAAUCCAAAGACGCCGCUGGUGGGCGCGAGUAUGAGCAGCGCCGGGGCAUGACAGGCGACGGCGUCCGGCUCAAGCACGACGUACCAUCGGCCAAGAAGCGGCAGCUGCAAUUGCACGACCUCCCAUCGACGCCGCGCGAGCUGUUGUUGGCACUGCAACAACACCUGGUCGCGCAUAGCUUUACCUAUGCGACGAUCAAGGCGGCCCUCAUGAGCUACUUGCAGGCCGCAGAAAUCAUGCAUGGCCGCCUCGUCGACUGCGUGAUCGCGCUUGUCCAAGGCAGCGACGACUCGAAAGACACGCUGCGCAUGGGGCACUUGGUGCUCGAAGCCUACAGUGCGAUGCGGACGACCAAGAACGAAGCGGCGUCGGCGCUGCGCCUCGAGGCCUUCUUGCACGCGCAGCUGGACGUGCGCGAGCGCUGGUGGUGCAUUCGGCUGUGCGUGAAAGCCAUGGGGCUGCUCGGCGCCUCCGUCGACAACCCAAAUAAACAUCCCAUCGAGAGGCUUCAAACUGCCGUGCAAGUCCUUGUGGCCGCCGCCCACCCGCGCUGGAACGCCGCCGCCGUCGAUCUCUGCGCCUUGUAUCGGCUGCCUCGGACCGACGAGGCGGCCAUGGAUAUGCUCAGCGCGAUGCUGGACCACGCCGACUAUUAUAACGCGGAAGCCUUCUUCGACGCACAAGUGACGCUCGACAGCACUGGCGAGCGCACGUCUCGCCUCGUCGGCUGCAUUGCGACCCGCCACGCGCUGCCGACAAAGAUUGCGCGGCGGCGCGGCGAUUUGGCGGCCUCAUGUCGCCCCAUCGAAUCGACGAGACGACGUCCGAGAUGCCGCCCUUUUGACGCCCAAGCACUACGUGCACAGCUCCAGCCCGCCAUUGAGCGAGCUCUCGACGCCGUGCACUUGGUCGAUACGCCGGACGCCUUCUGGGCGCUGCAUGCGCAUCUCGAGCGCCUCGGUCGCGACGGUCGCCAGCACGUGAUUGGCGUUGACUGCGAGUGGCGGCCGCGCCAGCACGCCGACGAGACAGCCAGCGACGACGAGCGCGUGCAGGUGCUGCAGCUCGCCGUCCCGGACGCAGUGUACGUGUUGGACACGAUGGCGCUGGACGCGGCCGGUCAGCACAACGGGCUCUUGCUCAUGGAAGCGCUCUGCUCGAUGCUUUUUAGCUCGCCGAGCCUGCUGCUCGUCGGAUUCUGCUUUGCUGGCGACGUGCAAAAGCUCCGAGCGACGUACACCAGCGUGAUGGACCGCGUCUGCCCUUACACGACCAACUGCCUCGAGCUGCGCAAGCUCGCGCUGCUUCGGCUCCCGACCGAGUCGGCGGCACCGACGUGGGGGCUCGCGACGCUUGCUAGCGCGUGCCUCGGCCUCGCGAUGGAGAAGGACCAGCAGUGCUCCGAUUGGAGCGUGCGGCCCUUGACACGGGCGCAAAUCGAGUAUGCAGCGUUGGACGCCGUCGCCGUACGCCUCCUGGCGCUAUUCUUCGUCGCCGAUCUGCUCACGCUGCGCAGCGACGCGGGUCUUCUCGCGUCAGCGCCUGUGACCAUGCCCGCGCGUCUCCUUCGUCGCCUCUUGAUUCGCGAAGACCGCCGCGACCUCGUCCCGUUUUUGCAAGAGAGCCACGUUGUUGCUGCUCUCACAGCACUGCACCUUUCGUUCACGGUCCAGGACGCCGCCUCGGUGGUUCCCAGAAGCGCCAUCGUCAAGACGGUAGCUUUCGCCGUCACGUCCGAGGCCACUGCGUACAUCGCCGUCGUGCUCGAGCUCGAAAAGCCAUCGACACGACGGCACUUGCCGACGCGCUGGGCGUCGACGCCAGCCACCUCUCGCUCGCGACCGACGCGGUGCGUUGUGUGA
Saprolegnia parasitica CBS 223.65 is the source of this 2937-nucleotide messenger RNA. RefSeq lists its product as hypothetical. NCBI's taxonomy places the organism in Eukaryota, Oomycota, Saprolegniomycetes, Saprolegniales, Saprolegniaceae. Gene Ontology annotation, molecular function: nucleic acid binding; 3'-5' exonuclease activity. The record is from RefSeq and is a predicted model, not a curated record. The coding region runs from base 13 to 2937 and encodes 974 amino acids. The transcript is spliced from 5 exons. Gene Ontology annotation, biological process: nucleobase-containing compound metabolic process.